This is a messenger RNA of Penicillium vulpinum, 3378 nucleotides long. Its product is annotated as calcium/hydrogen antiporter. The transcript has 5 exons. Gene Ontology annotation, biological process: intracellular calcium ion homeostasis; calcium ion transmembrane transport. Gene Ontology annotation, cellular component: membrane; endomembrane system. The record is from RefSeq and is a predicted model, not a curated record. Gene Ontology annotation, molecular function: calcium:proton antiporter activity. NCBI's taxonomy places the organism in Eukaryota, Fungi, Ascomycota, Eurotiomycetes, Eurotiales, Aspergillaceae. The coding region runs from base 1 to 3378 and encodes 1125 amino acids.
AUGGCUGGUGAUAAAGGAAAUCCUGACUCUUCUGAGUCCACGCAGCCAUCUGCAGCGUCAGGAAGGGAAACCCCGACCUCUGGACCAGCGCCUCCAAUCAGACCAUCCGCUUCCGCGGGGAGAACAUACGGUACACUUGAUACAUCUCCCCUUGAGGCGACCAAUCCCGAAAUACGCGAUGACGGCCAAGAGGAGAGCUCGACUCGCGCAUUUACAACACAAUCGUCCACUGUCCCUGAUAAGCCCCGAAAGCCCUCGGUAUCGCGUCGCAUGUCUUCCAAGCGUCCAAUCCCCCACAAGGGGCAAGGUUUCUCGACAGACGAUGAUGCCAAUGAGGUCAAAGAAUUCAUGACAAUGAAACAAGGCGUGAACACGCAACAAUCUCCCAGGAUUCGUCCACUACGAACGCAGAGCUCGACCUUGAGACGACGUCCCAGUGCUCGUCCCAGUCCUUUGGCGAGAGCCGAUUCAGAGGGCUACAACGCAGACGAAAUAGACUUGCCGGAACAGGAUCUGGAUUUUGAAGAAGACUUCCCCUCUUUGACACAGGCGGGACAUAGCAGCGGCGGGGAGAGUGAGGGCGACGGGGAGGGUGGCAUGGAAGACGAUGAAGACGCAGCCAGUGAUGCCGAGAGUUUCACACUCAAAGACCGUCAACAGGCCAUCAACCAAACACAUCCAUUUGGUAUCAGAAUCUGGAAGCCUGCGCUGUACAAGAAGAGCCGUUCUGUGGAGAAAACGGCCGAGGGUGAUAUUCACUCAUCUCCGGGAGGUCAUGUCAGCCCCAUGCUUUAUUUGACCAACUUGCUAUGGUCUUUGUUCUUUGGAUGGUGGCUUGCCUUCUUCGCUCUGUUGGCCGCAGUUGCAUGCUUUUUCUUUGCCUACUCAUCGAGCGCUGUAGCCUAUGGAAGAGUAUUUUCAGGUCUUUCGCGAUAUUUGUUGUACCCAUUCGGAUCAUAUGUUCUCCUAGAGACUGAUGAGAAUUAUGCCGAAGAAGAUGAGGGCGAGGGACGCAGUAUCAGCGAAUAUGAGCAAUGGCAGAAUGGCGACUUGGAACAUGGUCGUCUUUUCUUCGGGCCUCGCAGAGAUCGGUCUCUGGUUGGUAGACGAAGGAACAGCAUCGAUUCAGCCGGCGAGCAAGACAGCCUGCUUGGACGGCCCCAGCGUGGACAACGCGAAGACUCUUCUCAGCUCGCUCAAUCGAAGCGUCGCCUUUUUGGGCGGGGCGAAUGGACCUUAGGUCGUGUCGUGUUCUUCGUAUUCUUCUACUUCUUAGUUGGCCCGCUGAUGCUUAUGGUAUCUCUUGUCUGCUGGCUUUUGGUGUUCUGGAUCCCCAUGGGUCGUAUAACGAUUACACUGGUGAGCCAUUUACGCAGACACCCUCUAGCACUGUCCUUCCAUUCCGAUUCCACAUAUGCUAGAUCGAGCACAACCACGUCUUCCUCUUCCAUCCUUCUUUGCACCUACCGAGCUGCGGGAACGAGGUACUGGAAGUACACAGUCGAUGGAACGAAUAUCUUCCUGAUCAACCUUCUUGGUGUGGUUGUGUUUGUGAUUUUUGACUAUCAUGUUUUGGGCAAAUUCUUGAGUUUGCAGAACUGGCUCACACAUCCAGCCUUGGUCUUCCCUCUCGCUUUGCUCUCCAUCAUUCCCCUGGCCUAUUUUAUAGGGCAAGCCGUUGCCUCGAUCUCCGCUCAAUCUUCUAUGGGCCUGGGUGCCGCAAUCAAUGCCUUCUUCUCAACUAUCGUAGAAGUGUACCUUUACUGUGUCGCUUUAACUGAAGGCAAGGCUCAGCUUGUCGAGGGAAGCAUCAUCGGCAGUAUCUUUGUCGGUAUUCUGUUUCUCCCCGGUUUAUCCAUGUGCUUCGGUGCACUCAAACGCAAAACUCAACGGUUCAAUGUGAAAUCAGCCGGUGUGACCUCAACGAUGUUGUUAUUUGCGGUUAUUGCUGCUUUUGGUCCCACUCUCUUCUAUCAGGUUUAUGGCAGUCAUGAGCUGAACUGCCACUCGUGUGUCAGUUCCCUCGAUCCGGAGACUCGAGAUUGCCGACGCUGUUAUUUCUCACAAACAGCGGCUGUCGAUGAUCAGUUCUUUCAAAAGGCGGUGCAGCCAUACGCAUGGAUCGCCGCUGUUUUCUUGUUUCUUGCAUACGGUAUCGGCCUAUGGUUUACUCUCAGGACCCAUGCUGCUCUCAUCUGGUCUUCGGAGAUGGAAGAAAAGAAGAGUGUCCAGAUCCAUGCCACCCAAUCAGCCCAAGACUCAUUCUACGAACCACGGCACGCGCUGUUCCCAAAUGGCCAACCCGAAGCCUCCGGCGCCGCUUCUGGAUCCAAAGAUUCGAUCCGCGAAUCUCAGCUGUAUAAGCGAAUUUUCAGUCAGUCGUUGAGGCAUAUUGGUUUGGAAGACAAUGGCUCGGGAAAUUGGGAAAGCGUUGGAAAUGAGGCUACUGCAGACUUUAGAGGCAAUAUCCCACACUUAGUACCCCCCAAUUCUACCGGGGACGGCUGUCCUGUGCCAAACCCUAUCCGUGGUAUGUCCAAAGAAGACAGUGAUCGUUUAGUACGUCAGUUCACGGAAGUGGCAGCAACAGCAGCAACAGUAGCUGCUCGGGAUGCGACGCGAAGUCGCAAGCCCAAUGUCCAACACCACCAAGCUUCUGUUCGUCAACCCAGCCGCUCUGCUCUAGAGCGAUCACGAAAUACUGCUGGAGAGGAGCUUGAAGACCUCGGGUUGAGUGCGGAGCCUACUCAUGCUAGCGGAGGACACGAUGCACCCAAUUGGAGCAAAGGCAAAAGCUCUGUCGUUCUUCUUGGAGCAACACUCCUCUAUGCAGUUAUUGCUGAGAUUCUUGUCAACACAGUUGAUGUUGUGCUAGAGAGCGUGGAUAUUGAUGAAAAAUUCCUUGGAAUUACUCUUUUCGCUUUAGUGCCAAACACGACGGAGUUCCUGAACGCCAUCUCAUUUGCCAUGAACGGCAACAUUGCAUUGUCUAUGGAAAUUGGAUCUGCCUAUGCACUGCAGGUCUGUCUAUUACAGGUUCCUGCUGUAGUGUUCUUCAGCGCUUUCUAUGGCCGCUCGCUGGACCCAUCUGAGCUUGUCAGCCACUCGUUCAAUCUGAUAUUCCCCCAGUGGGAUAUGAUUACCGUCAUCCUGUGCGUAUUCCUUCUCUCGUAUGUAUACGGUGAAGGAAAGAGCAACUAUUUCAAGGGAUCCAUCCUUGUACUUACCUACCUCGUCGUCUUGCUUGGCUUCUACAUGUCAGGCUAUGUGAACAUGGACAACAUGGGCGUGGAUCGAUUUGAUACCCUGGCCAUCGGCACCAGUAGUUCCGACAAGUUCUACACUAUCGGUAGAACAAGAGGCGGGGUGGCGUACUAG